GGAAAAAUUAAAAUGAAAGGUGCUCAAACACUUCAACCUCAUGCUUCUAGUUAAUCAAACUAUGCUGAUUCAUCGAAAAAUUGUUCGACAAACUUUGUCAGUGCUAUAUUUUCUUCUGAGUUAUGACGGAGUUCAAGGAGAAAUAAAGCUAUCCAAAGUUGAAUAUUUAGAGUUGGAGAAGCAACUCAAACUUUUGAACAAGCCAGCGGUCAAAAUAAUUAAGAUGAAACCUACUUUAGCCAGGACGCUGCACAAUUCAACCAAGUUAACAGCUAUUAGGUCAUCGAGCAUAUGGUUAAAGGAAGAAGGUUGUCCUUUUGGAACAAUUCCAAUUAAAAGAGUUACAAAAGAAGAUCUUAUUAGACAAAGACAUAUUCAGCCACCAGAAGCUAUUAUAUUUGAAGAUCAAUUGAUUAAUGUAAGAUAA
Molecule: messenger RNA, 427 nt
Organism: Lycium ferocissimum
Lineage: Eukaryota; Viridiplantae; Streptophyta; Magnoliopsida; Solanales; Solanaceae
Exons: 3
Coding region: 41-427 (128 amino acids)
Source: RefSeq, a predicted model, not a curated record